CUGCAACAGCACGUGCCACUUCUUCCUCUGACUGAUCACCGCUCCUCUCUUCACUCAUGGAGUUCAAGCGACAGACUUCCCAUGGUUUCUCGGGAAUGUCAGCCCGACCUCUUCAUGUGUCCUACGCUCACAGCGUCAGCGGUGGGGCUGGCGGCCAUGGGACCAAGAUUUCCACCGCCGCCUAUGGAGGCCGAGUCGGUAGCAGCUAUGCCGAGUACCAGGUGUCUGGGUCCGGUUCUGGCACCUUUGCCAUUGGGAACGAGAAAAUUGCCAUGCAGAACCUGAACGACCGCCUGGCCAGCUACCUGGAUACCGUGAGGAACCUGGAGAAGGCCAACAGCUCACUGGAGAUCAAGAUCAGAGAAGCCAUCGAGAAGAGGGGCCCCUUGGAGGGGAGGGACUACACCAAGUACUACGCUCUGAUUACAGAUCUGAGAGCCAAGAUCUUUGACAUGAUCAAGGGCAACGCCCACCUUGCCAUCGCUCUUGACAACGCACGCCUGGCUUCCGAUGACUUCAGAGUGAAGAUGGAGUACGAGUUGUCCAUGCGGCAGACAGUGGAGGCAGACGUCAGCAGGCUGAGGAAGCUUCUGGACGACACCAAUGUCACUCGCCUGCACCUGGAGGGAGACAUCGAGUCCCUGAAGGAGGAGCUGAUCCACCUUAAGAAGACCCACGAGAAUGAUGUUAUUGAACUCCGUGCCCAGAUCGUCCAGGGCAGCGUACACGUAGAUGUCGAUGCACCUAAAGGACAGGACCUGUCGAAGAUCAUGGAGGAGAUGAGGGCCAAGUAUGAGAGAAUAGCUCAGAAGAACCAGGAGGAACUCAAAGCAUGGCACGAAUCUCAGAUCACAGAAGUGCAGGUCCAAGUGACAGAAAGCUCAACAGCUCUGAAAGAGUCCGCAAGUGUCCUGAGUGAAACAAGGAGGAGAUCACAAGCCCUGGAGAUUGAACUGCAGUCAGCAAUUGGACUGAGAGCGUCCCUGGAGGCCAACCUGCGCGACAUCGAGAUGCGCUACAACAUGGAGGUGGAGAAGUACAACGGCAUCAUCUUGAGGCUGCAGGAGGAGCUGUCUCAGAUCCGCAACGACAUCCAGGUCAACACAAGGGAGUACGAGGCCCUUCUCAACGUCAAGGUGAAGCUGGAGGGCGAGAUCGCCGAGUACAGGAGGCUGCUGGAUGGCGAAUUAAGCCUGGAUGAUGCAUUUGAAAAGAAGGUCCAGACCAAAGUGGUGACGGUCACUCAGACGCUGGUGGACGGCAAACUCGUGGCAGAGAGCAAGGAUGUCAAAUCCAGUGAAAAGGUUGUUGCCUAAAAGUGAAGAAUAACUCAAUAACCAUGGAACAAAAAUAAAAAGGAAGAAGAAAA
Molecule: messenger RNA, 1369 nt
Organism: Salarias fasciatus (jewelled blenny)
Lineage: Eukaryota; Metazoa; Chordata; Actinopteri; Blenniiformes; Blenniidae
Product: keratin, type I cytoskeletal 18-like
Exons: 7
Coding region: 57-1316 (419 amino acids)
Biological process (GO): intermediate filament cytoskeleton organization
Cellular component (GO): keratin filament; cytoskeleton
Molecular function (GO): structural molecule activity
Source: RefSeq, a predicted model, not a curated record